AUGGAUUUCAUCAAGACCAGUUCCCUGCGUGCUCUGAUUGAGUUAACUUUCCAACGCAACUGGAAUGGCCUCAUUUGGAUGAGUAGAAAAGGAGUUACAACCAAAAGAGUGAAGACUGUCCAGACGGCUCUAUCGAGAAUCAGCGCCCAACCGCGCAGUCCGGCUGGCCGAGGAACGAUGUUCCGCGCUCGGCCAAAUCACAUCCGUCCGUCUGAAGUCUCGGCCAAAGUCCAAACCACCGGCCGAUCACGCACGACCCGGGAAACAUUGUCCCGCGGUCGGCCAAGCCAACGCCACGCCACCGCGCACGACCAGCGCGCGAGCCGGGAACAAGCCUCGCGGCCGCGCAACCUUCGCGUACCACGGCCGAUGCAUCCGUCCGAGCCGGGAAGAACGUCCCGCGUCCGGCCGAGAAUUUCAUCGGCCAAAUCUCAUCCGCUCGACCACGCCGGCCGACCGCGAAUCCAUCCGGCCCGACCGUUCCGACUCGGCCACGACCCGAUUGUCCGGCCGAUCGUCCCGACCGACCGUCCCAACGCCGCGCUUGAUCCAAAAUCCAUAGUUCAAAGUGUACUCAAUAGCCAGUCCUUGUGUUCGAUACCCAUACUUCCGCGAUCUGUGCACUUGCAGAGGUCUAGGAGUUUGGUAAAACCUGACUCCGCAUCACCUUUGGGUUUAGAGGCGGUGGAUCAGGCGGAUCUACUUAGCAGGAUCAGAGUUGCUCAGCAGAGUGAUCAGAGUUUGCUAGAUGCGACGAGAGUGACUGGUUCUGAGUAUGAGGUCUCUGCGAAUGGGACUAUCUUGGUUCGUGGGCGAGUUUGUGUGCCUAAGGAUGUGGAGUUGAGACAUCAGAUUUUGGGAGAGGCUCACGCGAGCAAGUUUUCCAUUCAUCCGGGAGCGACCAAGAUGUACCAUGACCUCAAGAGGUACUAUCAUUGGGUCGGGAUGAAGAGAGAUGUAGCAGAUUGGGUUGCGAAGUGCAACACUUGUGCCUUGGUGAAGGCAGAGCAUCAGGUUCCGGGUGGUCUUUUGCAGAGUUUACCCAUUCCAGAGUGGAAGUGGGACAGGAUUACGAUGGAUUUCGUGGUUGGACUACCUGUUUCGAGGACUUUCGAUGCUAUCUGGGUGAUUGUGGAUCGGUUGACGAAGUCCGCACAUUUCUUGGCCAUCAAGAAGACAGUGGAGCUGCUGUCUUGGCUAGGAAGUUUGUGCGAGAGAUUGUGA
Molecule: messenger RNA, 1224 nt
Organism: Microthlaspi erraticum
Lineage: Eukaryota; Viridiplantae; Streptophyta; Magnoliopsida; Brassicales; Brassicaceae
Source: the annotation of a GenBank genome assembly